Limanda limanda (common dab) is the source of this 5924-nucleotide messenger RNA. RefSeq names its product patatin-like phospholipase domain containing 6 (gene pnpla6). Gene Ontology annotation, cellular component: endoplasmic reticulum. The record is from RefSeq and is a predicted model, not a curated record. The transcript has 35 exons. Lineage: Eukaryota; Metazoa; Chordata; Actinopteri; Pleuronectiformes; Pleuronectidae. Gene Ontology annotation, biological process: phosphatidylcholine metabolic process. Bases 104 to 4243 code for a protein of 1379 amino acids. Gene Ontology annotation, molecular function: phosphatidylcholine lysophospholipase A1 activity.
CAGAUGAAUUCCGUUGUAUGUUAUUUGACAGUCGCUGACGAUUGACGAGUCCAUCAGCUCAGUGGCCGUUGAUGGACCAUCCCUAUGAAGAAACGGGUUCACAAUGGGACAGAGUACCUCAGAACAAGAGGUCCAAGGCCACACCCCCGAGGUCGGGUUUAACGACAUCGAGCCAUUGGUGGAGGAGGAACUACAGACGAGCAUGAUGAUGGGGAUGGUGAUUGGUGCAGGCAUCGCCAUCGUUCUCAUCGCCAUCCUCAUCUUCUUCAUCCUGCGGAGGAUCCAGCUUCGGAAUCGAGAAGCUCAGGAGGCUCCAAAAUACCGCUUCCGCAAGAGGGACAAAGUCAUGUUCUAUGGACGAAAGAUGUUGCGUAAAGUCUCCCAGUCUACCUCUUCCCUGGUGGGUACAUCCUCCUCCUCUCGGCCACGCCUCAAGAAGAAGCAGAAGAUGCUCAAUAUUGCCAAAAAGAUCCUGCGCUUUAAGAAGGAGGUGCCCAUCCUUCAGGCUAAGGAGCCCCCUCCCUCAGUGCUGGAGGCGGACCUCACAGAAUUUGAUGUGGCCAACUCCCACCUCCCUUCCGAGGUGCUCUACAUGCUCAAAAAUGUCCGUGUGCUGGGUCACUUUGAGAAGCCCCUCUUCCUGGAGCUGUGUAAACACAUGGUGUUCCUGCAGUUCCAACAAGGGGAGUACGUCUUCAGGCCAGGCCAGCCUGACAGCAGCAUCUACGUGGUGCAGGACGGAAAACUAGAAUUGUGCCUUACUGGAACGGAUGGCAAAGAGAGUGUGGUGAAGGAGGUUUUCCCAGGAGACAGCGUCCACAGCCUCCUCAGCAUCCUGGAUGUCAUCACAGGCCACCAGAAGCCUUACAAAACGGUGUCAGCACGGGUCGCAGAGGUUUCCACUGUUCUCCGUUUACCUGUAGAGGCCUUCCUCGCUAUAUUUGAGAAGUACCCUGAGAGCCUCGUGCGCGUAGUACAGAUUAUCAUGGUUCGUCUCCAAAGAGUAACAGUCCUAGCACUGCACAACUAUCUGGGACUCACCAAUGAGCUCUUCAGCCAUGAAAUGCAUCCCUCACGUCUGCCACCUCCGUCACCCCACCCAACUCGCACCAGUCCCAUCCGCCAUGGCAGGCGCUUUGGCAGCCUGACAGUGACUGAGGAGCAGAGAGAAGCUGCCAUUAGAGGAGACGCUGCAGGAGGAGAACCGGGGAAGGAUGGAGCAACUGUGCCAACUCUUAGCAGGACCAUCUCCAUGCCUGUGGACAUCGCUGGUAUGCAGAAAGGUCUGAGGUCAGACUUUGACAUGGCGUACGAAAGGGGACGGAUCUCAGUCUCUGCAGAGGAUGGCAACACUCCUCCCACCUUUACUCGGUCUGUGUCCCAGGAACAGCGGGAGAGGAGGGUGACAGUAGAUGAAGUUCCCUCAGGGAUCUACUUGUAUCCAGAAGAAGAUCCCGGAGUGGACAGUAUUUUCACACCAUCAACCAGUCGAUCCAGUGGUGCUCUGUUUGAGGAAGCUCAGAAAGAGAUCCUCAAGCUCAUGAAGAUUGAGGACCCUUCUUUGUUGAAUGGGAGAGUGACUCUGCACCAUGCAAAAGCUGGAGCUGUCUUAGCCAGACAGGGAGACCAGGACGUGAGUCUGCACUUUGUCCUGUCAGGCUGUCUGCACGUCUACCAGCGGAUGAUCAACAAGCAGGAGGCCGUGUGCUUGUUUGUGACCCACCCGGGGGAGAUGGUGGGCCAACUGGCCGUGCUCACCGGAGAACCCCUCAUCUUCACCAUCAAGGCUAUCAGAGACUGCACUUACCUCAAAAUUUCAAAAUGUGAUUUCUACGAGAUCAUGAGGGAACAGCCCAGCGUUGUGCUGAGUGCAGCCCACACAGUCGCCAUUCGCAUGUCUCCUUUUGUGAGGCAGAUGGACUUUGCUAUUGACUGGAUGGCUGUGGAGGCCGGCAGAGCCCUCUACAGACAGGACGACCGAUCAGACUGCACCUACAUCGUUCUCAACGGACGUCUGCGUUCAGUCAUCCGUAAAGCAAAUGGCAAGAAAGAACUCGUUGGGGAAUACGGCAGAGGAGACCUCAUUGGAGUGGUGGAGGCGUUGACCAAGCAGCCAAGAGCCACCACUGUCCAUGCUGUGAGAGACACGGAGCUGGUCAAGCUGCCGGAGGGAACACUGAACAACAUCAAAAGACGAUAUCCACAGGUUGUGACAAGGUUGAUCCACUUACUAGGCCAGAAGAUCCUUGGGAACCUGCAGCAGGGCCGCGGGCCGUUCUCAGGCUCAGCUCUGACUAGUGCAGAUGUAACCAACCCUGCCAGCAACCUCUCCACUGUGGCUGUGCUGCCUGUGUGUGACGAGGUGCCCAUCAACGCGUUCAACCUGGAGCUCAGCCAUGCCCUCAGUGCCAUUGGGCCCACUCUGCUGUUAACCAGUGAAAUUAUCAGAGAACGUUUGGGGGGUUCUGCUUGCGACAGUGUCCACGAGUACCGUCUGUCCGGCUGGCUGGCCCAGCAGGAGGACAUCAAUCGGAUCGUCCUGUACCAGACUGACAACACCAUGACCCCGUGGACGCAGCGCUGCAUCCGCCAGGCUGACUGUAUCCUCAUUGUUGGGCUGGGGGACCAGGAACCUGCCCUGGGACAGUUGGAGCAGAUGCUGGAGAACACAGCAGUCCGUGCCCUGAAGCAGCUGAUCCUGCUGCACAAAGAGGACGGACCGGGCCCCUCGAGGACGGUGGAGUGGCUCAACAUGCGAAGCUGGUGCUCUGGGCAUCUUCACCUCAAGUGUCCCCGUCGAGUCUUCUCCAGACGCAGUCCCAGCAAACUGAGGGAAGUUUACGAGAAGGUGUUUGAGAAAACGGCAGACAGGCACAGUGAUUUCUCUCGGCUGGCCCGAGUCCUGACUGGAAACAGCAUCGCCCUGGUGCUGGGAGGAGGUGGAGCCAGAGGCUGCUCUCACGUUGGUGUUAUCAAAGCUAUGGAGGAAGCGGGGAUUCCUAUUGACAUAGUGGGUGGGACCUCUAUCGGCUCCUUCAUUGGUGCACUGUACGCUGAGGAGAGGAGUGCCGUCAGAACCAAACAGAGAGCCAGGGAGUGGUCCAAGGCAAUGAACUCUGUUUUUAAAACAGUCCUGGACCUGACCUACCCCAUCACCUCCAUGUUCUCUGGCGCUGCAUUCAACACCAGCAUCUAUAAAGUGUUCCAGGACAAACAAGCUGAGGACCUGUGGCUGCCAUACUUCAAUGUCACCACUGACAUCACUGCCUCCGCCAUGCGUGUUCAUCAGGAUGGCUCUCUGUGGCGCUAUGUGCGGGCGAGCAUGACCCUCUCAGGGUACCUGCCGCCUCUCUGCGACCCCAAAGAUGGCAACUUGCUAAUGGACGGUGGCUACAUCAACAAUCUGCCAGCGGACAUUGCGAGGAACAUGGGUGCCAGAACAGUCAUUGCCAUUGACGUGGGGAGCCAAGAUGAGACUGACCUCUGUAACUAUGGCGACAGCCUGUCCGGCUGGUGGUUGCUGUGGAAACGGAUCAAUCCCUGGGCAGAGAAAGUAAAGGUGCCAGACAUGGCAGAGAUCCAGUCUCGGCUGGCGUAUGUUUCCUGUGUGCGCCAGUUAGAGGUGGUGAAGAAGAGUGCCUACUGCGAGUACAUCAGACCACCCAUCGACCGCUUCAAGACCAUGGACUUUGGAAAGUUUGAUGAGAUCUAUGAUGUGGGCUUCCAGCAUGGCAAGCUGGUGUUCACUGGCUGGGCCCGAGGGGACAUCAUCGAGAACAUGCUGAAGGACCACCACUCAGCGGACUACAACAACAGCAAGAGAACUGACGUGAGACGAGCACACACAGAGACACACACACAUACACCCAAACACACACACUUAUACCAUAAAGUACAUAAAUGUUUAUACAUAAUAAUAUUAACAUUUCUUGCCCCGCAGUCCUGCUCGUGUCCAGGAGCUGACUUCACUGACCUUGCAGAAAUUGUGUCCAGGAUAGAGCCGGUCCAAACCUAUGUAGCUGCAGAUGCAGAGGAGUCUGACUGUCUGACAGAGUACGAGGAAGACGGGAUGGACACGGUGAGAGAGGAGGAGGGUGAGGAAGAGGAGGAAGAGGCAGAGGACCUUGACGACCACUCCCCUGGAGAGUGGGGGCAGAAUGGAGUCUUCCAGAGUGAUGAGGAGAAAUCUGUGAGGCAACGCAGGAAGCUCACCAGUGACACCUCUGAAGUGUCAGACUGCUGACAGAGGGCCGCUGAGAAGUAGAAGGAGUUCAAACCAAGAACAAGGGACAAAUCACAGGCUCAUGAAUCGUCAAGGCUACAGGACGUUGCUCCUGCGACUUCUGAAACUCUGAACUACUGUUUUUGUUAUUCUGUAGAGGAUCCCAGUGGUUUCUCUAAACUGUUGAACCUUAAUUUCAUCAUGUCUGGGAUUGGCAUCAUCUGUCGCAUUCUGACCACUGGGUCAGAGAGAUCAUCCAAAUGAGAACGGUUGUAGAAGAAUUUGCCACUCUGUGUUUUUCUCAUUUCUACAUCAACCUGACCUGUUGCCAGAAUCCCUGCCUGCCAAAACCUGAACUCCCACAGAGACAAACUCAACCAAUCCACUUCCCCACUUCAGAUCGCCUGCAUGUUCCACCUGCAUCUCUGAAUCAUCAUGUGCAUCUCUGUACGUACAGCUGUGCUGCACUUGAUGUAAUUCACGGUCCAUUCAUUUCUAGUGUGUGGUGUGUGUGUACUGCUUGUGCGUUAGAAUGACUGGUAAACAAACAAAGCUGGGAUUUGAUGAAAUGGUAGCAGGGCACUGAAAAGAAAAGCAAGAAACUUGUGCAGUUGAACUGUAGUUAGUAAGUUAGGUAAGUUUAGCAUAGAUGUGAAGCGGGGGGUUUAGUAUGGGAAGUUAUAGGAGGAACAGUUCUCUAUGUAGACACCAGAGUAGACUCUAAUAUGAAUGUACAGAGGCUGGACCAGUGUUUGGAAGCAGGACAAGGGGUUGAUUCAUAUUUAAAGAGAAAGAUGUUUUAAUUUAAUUUGUAGAAAGUUUUGAAAAGUGGGUUUAUGGAAAUAAUGAGAUAGUGGUGUGCAGACUAUAAAAGAGACGGACCAGUGAAUUCUACUGUAAAAUGUGGAGAGAAUGUGAGACACAGCGUCUGGGUGCUUGAAAUCGUAUGUUUCUGCUGUUUGAGAUGAUGCCAGAUAAAGACGAUGCAUUUUCGACCAGUGUUCGAUGAACUGUGACUGCGGAGAAGAGGGCGAUCAUUCGACGAACUCGCCGGCCUCCGCUCGCACAAGGUCACACGUACAGGACUCAGAGCUCCUGUGUGCAACACGAUAUCUACGAAGAAGAAAAGACAAUCUCCAAAACCACUGCAAGAGAUUAUUGUCACCCUGACGUGGAUACGCAGAAUUCUCUAGUGAUCCUGAACUCCAAAUGGACUAAACUUCACCUCAUGUAAUUAUAAAAACACUUCAUUAAUAGGGACCUAAUGUAGAAAUUGUAACAAGAUUAUAUAAUAUUAUUCACAGUGUUAAUAUUAAUAUAUGUAUAUGAAGUGGACAUUUGUAAAUCGAGGCUUUGCUGCAAAACAAGGGAACCUAAUAAAAAGAAAAAGGUUUCCUCUCAGAAAAUCCAUCCUGUUUUUAUGGAUGGUCACCAGAUCAGCUUUGUGCUUUUCAUUUAUAAAUCUCAACUACUGGCUUUUAAAAGAUGAUUUUUUUUUUUUUUUUUUAAGAUUUGGGGAUGGGGGCUCUCCUAUUUCAAUUAACCUGGCUUUAGCUGUUUUGCACUGAAACAUUUGAAGUAUUCCUUGCUCAGAAGAUGUUUGGUUUAGCAAUUGCCAUCCAACUUCAUAUGGGAAUAUAAAAGAAAAGUGAUAAUGCUAAUGUAACAUGCAUAUUGGAAAAUAAAUAUUAUAUGCAUCAUG